AUGGGUGAAGGUUCUGACGCAGUUGAGGUUGGAAUGAAAAUGGCACUUGAAGCAUCAAAGAACGUGGAGCUUGUAGAGAAAUUGAUAAGUGAGGAAAGGGAUCGACUGAAAAUCCAGCAUUUGGAUCAGUGCUGAGGAUCAGCUAGUAUGUGUUAGUUUGGAAUAACGUCUAUGACAUUUCCCUUGUAUUGCCAUUUCAACCCUCCCAAUGCCCCAUAAGCAUAUUUGCUGCCACUAAGAGUUUGGAAUAUGCCAUUGAAAUUCAGAUAGUUGUUGUUGUGAGUGUUUGAUUUGUGAUUUAGUGAUUUAGUGACCUUUCUCCCCUCCUGUUCCUAGAAUCCCUCUGUAGCUUCAUAUCCGUCCUUUGUAAACAAGCUGCCAUAAGAGCCUGGCUACAUGUUACACUCACCAUCCAAAAGGAAAGGGAGUCUUACGGCACCUUAAAGGUCAACAAAUGUAUUAUGAUAUCAGUUUUCCUAGACCAGACUUUUCAUUGUUUUGGCUGCAGCAGACUAACAUGGCUACCUUCCUGGAAAUUGUCACAAUUACAAAAGCGCCCUCACUUCUGUCAGUCAACACUGGCGGAAAGUUUGGUGGUAUUCAUCUUGGUGUCAUGCUGCGAAGGAAGGAACAGCUGCUGGCCUAUGGGCUUUUAUCUGCUGCUAACAUGCAUUGUUAAUUUCCCCUGUUUCUCAAUAGCUGGGGGAAAUUAGCAGAGUGAGAUAAGAGAUAGGCCAGCAGCUUUUCCUUCUCUCUCAGUGUGACAUCAAGGCAAACACCUCCAAGCUUUCCUCAAGAGCUGACUGUUCAGGGGGCACCUUCAGAAUUCCAAACAGUCAAAGCCUGGAGAUGCCAAAUGUGAUAGAUGUCAUGUGUAGCUAGGCUCCUCCAUUGUUACCAGGGGUUCCACAUCAUUAGAAUUGAGAAGGGGUGAGGGAGAGGGCUGGGAUACGCACGAGGGUGAAAAAUGAGGCCGCGGGACCCCAAGCUGCUGAAAACCAGUGCUUAAAUAGUGGAACAGCUGGCAAGGUUCCUUCAACUACACCUUUCCAUUAGAAUUUAAAUUGUUUUGCUCCAGUUCAUGAAGCCAUCCAUUUCCGCCUGCAGAAUGUUCUGAUCGUUUAGGGAAAGAAAGCAGACUCUAGAAAGGGGAUUUGAUCAGUUUCCAAUUCAUUAUAUGCCAAUCUCGAUUGAUUGGAAGAGUUGUGAAUUUCCAUUAAAAUCGAGACACAAAUUAGAAAGUGGCUCAGUAUCACUGCAACUUCUGGAUCUUGUGUGGUGUGGCCAAGUGGGCACAUAAUGUAGUGGGAGGUGGGAUUUAUCUUCUCUGAUCGCUGUCCAACUGUGUAAAUACAAUGACCAAUGACUGGUAGGGUUGUCAGGUAGCCACCUAGACUUCCCUAUCUUCCCUUGGAUGUUAACAGCACAGCAAGAAAAUUUCUAUAAGCAUCACUGGCAGCCUUCUGGUUCAUUCCUUUUCUGGUCCAUCUCCAUUGCUCUUCUCUUGCACCUAAAACAGGCUGGGAAGGAAGGUGAGUAGAUGGAUUGGGGGAAGCCUUAGGAGAUAUGUGUGCAGCCAAUCUCAGUCUUCUCCUCCAUUGUUAAGGUCAGAGGUAAACCUUCACUUCCCAGGUCCCUUGGACGAAAGUGUUUGGACACAGUCCUUUAUUCAAUGGGAGGAAUCCUAUCAUCCUGAUGUUUGCCUGUCCAUCCAGCUGUGGCACAUUUCAUAAAGGAUCAGGAAAUUUUCCACUGUCUAGCGGGUAUUUCACUUUUACUGGGGGGGAAAUAGUAUUUUUUUAAUAUAUAUAUAUUUUUUGCCCUGGAUACACACAGACAGAUUGCAUUCGGCUUGUUUGGCUCUGACCUUUGUACACUGCAGCUGUUCUACCCGGGUUAGUUGAACUGUAAACAAGGGAGAGCAUGGAUGGUUCUCCAAAUUACAGAAUAAUGAAAAGGUCAGAAUCUCUUUUACAGACUGCCUUGCAUUUCUCCAGCCAGAAGGUAUUAAAAAGCCACAAUGCUAUGCCUCGUUUGGGUGUCUUAAGGGUUCUAAUGAGAGCAGAAAAUGGCUCUGCAUGAAUCUAUGCUUCUGACAGAGACUGUAAUGAGAAGAGCAAAUGGUGAUAAAUGUAACCAUUCAUGGACCUUCCAUAGCGGUUUUGCCGUGUGGCAUUUUUUUUGCUUGUCAUGCAAGGAGGAAAGCACCUCUAUGAAAAAGGGUUGCCUGCAAAUACACCAUUCUUUUAGUUAUCGCUGGUUAACUAGUUCAUACCAAAUGAUGUUUUCAGUUCACAGCAACAUGCUUUUUAAGAUGGACUCUGUGAGGAAUUGUUAGAGAGGCCAGUAAUUAGUUUUAUGAGUCAAUGUUGCAGGAAUCCUGACUUCUGUGCUUAAGAUCACUAAUGGGAUUUCAUGCACACAUAGCUGUACAGUGGUACCUCGGGUUACGUACUUAAUUCAUUCCAGAGGUCCGUUCUUAACCUGAAACUAUUCUUAACCUGAAGCACCACUUUAGCUAAUGGGGCCUCCUGCUGCUGCCGCACCGCCAGAGCACGAUUUCUGUUCUCAUCCUGAAGCAAAGUUCUUAACCCGAGGUACUAUUUCUGGGUUAGCAGAGUCUGUAACCUGAAACGUAUGUAACCUGAAGCGUAUGUAACCCGAGGUACCACUGUAUUGAGAAGGACGGGGAAAUCACGUCACUUUUGCCACCUCUUUUCAUGCUCAGGAUGGUUGAGAAAUGGCUUCUUGGGUUAAAAUAUCUUGAUUAUAAGUCCCUUGUAUGCUCAAAUAUGAAUUGCAUCUGCAUGAGACCAGAGGUUCUGUACACUCUCACAUUAUUUAAGAUUAGGCACUUGGGUGCAGCUCCUAGAGAUCUGCAUAGGAGAACAUCCUGUAGGUUGUGACUGGUGGGGUCUGGUAAGAAUGGUCUCCUUCCCAUUCCAGUAGUCUUAAUAGCAUCCCAGAUCCACCAACAGAGGGGGCCACCUAUGUUUAGAGCUUCCAGAAGCACCACUGAAGAUAGGUUCAGUUACCAGCCAUGAGGAUCUGUUUUUGUCUCUUGGAAACAAGGAAGAUCGAGAAUGGUAAAUUCAAAUCAGCCGAUCAUGUUUAUUAAGUUCAAAACAGCUCACGAAACACUGUGGUCUAAGAUUAAAAAAAAAAAUUAUUGUACCUGAAGCAUUUUUAUUAGGGAUUGUAGGGGAAGAUCUGCCAAAAAAGCUGAAAAACAUCUUCAUGUAUGAGACAACGGCUGCAAGAGUUUUAAUAGCACAAGGAUGGAAGACUGAAGAAACCCCAACUAAAGAAUCAUGGCAAGAAAAAUUGAUGGACUAUGCAAACCGGCAAAACAGACAUACAAGCUAUGGGACAAGGAUAACUGUGACUUUAAAGAUGAAUGGGAACCCUUUACAAAGUAUUUGAAGACACAACAAAGCGAACUGGACUCCUUGGCUGGUUUUGAAUAAACAUUCACAAACUUUUUAUUGAUAAUAAUCAGCUAAAUAGUUUCAGGAUUUAUACAACUGUGUAACAUGCAGAAAACAGCAUUUUUAGAGAAAUCAAAGACUGGAACUGAGGGAAGUCGGGGGGAGGGUGGAUGGGUUCUGUGGGGGGAGGGAGGGGAGGGAGGAAAAAUGGGGGAAAAUAAGGAUGAUAUGUUUCUGGACAAUAUGUUUUGUUUUAAUUUUGAAUAAAAGUUAUUUAAAAAUAAAUAAAUAUAAAAUAAUAAUUAUUGUAGCUUUUUCAAAUAUAGAAAAUGUACUAUUGCAUUGCUCUUCCUCCACUUGUACCAACACAAUUGUUUUAAAAUGGCGGUGGCAAUCCAUUCUACUUGAAGCUCUUUUGCAUCGAGACAGAAGGCCCUUAUUUUGUUUUCCUCAUGGGAAGUUUGUUUUUCAGUGAAAUAUUCUGAAAUGAGGUUUUAAUAUCAAAGCAUUGGGAAAACAGUUGAAGAAGAUACUCCAAUGAUGAGAUGAACUGCAGAGUCUACUACUCCUUCCUGCCUUCCUGCCUUCCUUCCUUCCUUUCAUGUGAAAUAGAGCAAUUUCAGGUGUGCACAAGGAUGUGAACAGUGCCAUAGAGUUUUUCUUUGAAUACAUUUUUAUAAAAUCCAUUAUAUACUGAAAGAAAGAUUCUAGUGCAAAUUCUGACAACAGGUUGACAACAACCCCACUUGUUAAUUUUUAAAAAAAUAACAAUUUUUAUUAAAUUUUCAAUUUUACAACUUCAAAUAGCAUUUUAUAAACUUUAAAAUAUCCAGUGACUUUCCUUCUUCUCUUUCCAUGGUUCAUUUUACAUAUCAUAAAGGUAAAGGGACCCCUGACCGUUAGGUCCAGUCGCGGACGACUCUGGGGUUGCGGCGCUCAUCUCGCUUUACUGGCCGAGGAAGCCGGCGUUUGUCCGCAGACAGCUUCCGGGUCAUGUGGCCAGCAUGACAAAGCUGCUUCUGGCUAACCAGAGCAGUGCACAGGAAAUGCCAUUAACCUUCCCGCCGGAGUGGUACCUAUUUAUCUACUUGCACUUGACGUGCUGUCAAACUGCUAGGUUGGCAGGAGCAGGGACCGAGCAACAGGAGCUCACCCUGUCGUGGGGAUUUGAACCGCCAACCUUCUGAUUGGCAAGUCCUAUACUCUGUGGUUUAGAUCACAGCACCACCUGCGUCUCACUUACAUAUCAUACAUCUCUGCAUAUUUUACUAUAACCAUUCAAAUCAGUUUUCCACUUUUACAUCCACCAAAAAUUAUUUGUUGUUGUUGUCUUUGUCCAGACAACAAAUUAUUUACUCUGUUGAAUUUAUCUUAAUGCUCCUGGCAUUUUCAGCUGUAUACAGUUACUUUCCAUAUGUUCAAUAAAAGUUUUCCAGUCUUCUUUAAAUGUAUGUUUUUCUUGCUCUCUUAUUCUAUAUGUUAAAUGUGCAAGUUGUCCAUAUUCUGUCAACUUAAGUUUCCAAUCCUCUUUAGUUGGGACCUCGCUCGCUUUCCAUUUUGGGGCUAACAAAACAUGGGUCACAGCUGUUGCAUACAUAAAUAACUUUUUCUGACAACUGGGAAUUUCAGUCUGGGUUAUUCCCAGCAAAAAGGACUCUCUCUCUCUCUCUUUCUCUCUCUGUGUGUGUGUGUGUGUGUUUUUUGGGGGGUAGUUUUGAACAUUUUUUCCAAUUCAUUAUAAAUCGUUUCCCAGCACACUUUUACCUCUCUACAUGUCCACCCCAUGUGGAAGAACGUUCCCUCCACUUCCUUACACUUCCAACACAUAUCUGAUUCUGUUUCAUAAAUCUUAGCCACCUACUCAGAGUUAAAUACCAUCUAUGAAUCAUUUUCAAACCACUUGUUACAUAUUUUACUCUGCUAGAUGUUCCUUAACCAAUAGCCAGUCUUUGAGCCUUCUGCCUCAUUUUUGGAGAGAACUAGCUUUUCAAUCCUACAUUUGCCUGCUCAACAUAAAACCCAUGGGGCUUACUCCAAGGUGGAUAGGUAAAGGUAAAGGGACCCCUGACCAUUAGGUCCAGUUGUGGCCGACUCUGGGGUUGCGGCGCUCAUCUCGCUUUAUUGGCCGAGGGAGUCGGCGUACAGCUUCUGGGUCAUGUGGCCAGCAUGAGUAAGCCGCUUCUGGCAAACCAGAGCAGUGCACAGAAACGCCGUUUACCUUCCCGCCAGAGCGGUACCUAUUUAUCUACUUACACUUUGAGGUGCUUUCGAACUGCUAGGUUGGCAGGAGCAGGGACCAAGCAACGGGAGCUCACCCUGUCGUGGGGAUUCGAACCGCCGACCUUCUGAUCGGCAAGUCCUAGGCUCUGUGGUUUAACCCACAGCGCCACAGAAGUCUAAAACUGUCAACACAAUGCACUGAAAGUGAAACAAGACCAACCAACUCUUUUUGCUCUGGUUGUCUUGAACUUCCUACCCAACUACACCAGGGGAACACCACCAAAUUCCUUAUUGCCUACAACAGAUAGUCUCCAUCUUAGAACACAAAAUCUUCCUCAUAAAUAUCACUUAUUUAUUAUUUACCAAGGCAGGAUGCUUUGCCACGGGGAAGUAAUUUCCUCCACCAUCCCAAUGGCCUCCAAAACAUGUGCUUUGUCUCAUUUUAUAGUUCAGUCAAUAAUAUAUGACCAUAUACUGUUCUACUGCUGCAGUUAAGGUGGGGCAGAGCUGAAAAGCAUAUGUUUAAGAUGAGUCUUUGACUAUUCAAUUGAGCACUGUCGAGAUGAGGUCACAGUGACCUCACAAUGAGGCUAUAGUGACCUCACAAUAAGCCUAGCCUCAAUGACACAUACAGUGAAAGUGUUUAUAUGAACUAUAACUCAUACAGAGUUUUACAGAUCUCAAUAUCUACAGCUAAGAUACUGGCAGAUCUCAACACUGACAAUUAAGAGAAGAACAAUUCUGUUUACCUUGGCUAAGUGAGUUAUAUGAUGGCAGCAAUGGGAUGGUUGCUGUCUAAUAGCAAUUGGACUCCAUUAGAUCUUAUUUCCUUUGGGGAAAUUGCCUGCAUAUAAUUUGUUUAUUAAAAAACAUUUCAAGGCUGCCUUUAUGAGUAAAACUUACUCAAGACUGCUUAUGUAAAAGUAACAGAUAAAAUACAGCCCCAAUGGUAAGAGAAUACGAUAGAAAACCUCUCCUAAAACUCGCAUUAAGAAAACCAACAGUAAGAGAAUAUCACUCUUGGAUAAAAAAAAAAAAAAAUCCCCAUGGCUACCAAUCCAAAAGACCUCAAUAGCAGGAUAGAGUCACUCAUGGAUAUGUCAGUGAAAAUAAGUAGGUCUUCAGUACUGUUCUGAAGAGUUGUAGUAGCACUACACUUCAGUUACAUGAUCCAAAUGAAGACAAUCCUUUAAACUCCUAUUGAAUUUAAUUGGUUUUAGACACUGAGCUGUUCCCUCUCAGUGUGGAUAUGUCUUGGUAUUACUGACUGUUACUAUGACGCUCGUCAGACUAAUUUAACUCCAUGGACAAUAGCCAUUGAUUUCACCGGAUCUAUUCUCCCCAUCCCCCAACUUUUAUAGGUUUUAUUUAUUUUUUCCAAGAAAAAUAAGACAAAAACAAAAACAAAACUCCAGGCUCCUAGGGGAGUCCAUUUAUUUUUAUUUAUUUUUAGUAUCAACUACAAACAGACCAUGGAUCUUUAUUAAAUUUUUCCAUUUUAACAAUUCAAUCAAAUCACAUUAAAUAUUCCAAAUUAUAAAAAUACAUAUCGUAUAGUCCAAAUAUUCCGCCAUAUUAUAAUUUUUUAUUGGGGCUUCCCAUGCUUCAAGUUCGGUGGGGCUCUGAUCAUCUUAUAUCUCUACUGCCUUGAGUUUCCAAUAGUUCCUUUAAUUCUUCCUGUUGUUACUUUUCCUUCGUUCAUGGCCUCUGAGUUGUUUCCACAGGCAAGUUGAAGUAAGCAAUGAUAUGCUUCUGUGUGAAAUUUGUCUGCUUGACUCUCCGCCUAUUGUUUGCUAUAUAUCCUCACAUGCUGGUGUUUAUGCCGAAUUAAUCCAAAAGUCCUUUGCAGCUGGCAGAUGCCAUCUUCUCUCAGUUCCGAAAAAAUCAAAUCAAAUCAAAUCUAGGCAUUUGCUCAUUAAUUUUCCCAGACCGGCUGCAUCGAACAUUAGCCUUUCCAGAGGAGAUUUGCCAAAUCAGACUUGAAGUGCAUAUAUAAUAACAAAUUAAGAGCUCACCUCCCCCUAUGACUAUUUAUCUCUGCAGCUCGGCCUUAUUCUAUAAUAGCGGAUCCCAAUUAAAGAAUGCGUCACAUCACCCUUCUCAGAAUCCGUCCAAAGAUUUUUGAAGUCUCUCCAGCGGCUAGCGAGAUCCUGCUUCUUUCUAAUAUCAAUAUUUUGAGAGUCUUUUAUCGUCUUCCAAGCGUUUCAAGAAACAGAAGCUUUAGUUAUAUAGUUUUGUUAUUUUCACACAGUUUAUAUUUUCCCAUCUCGCUUGCUAUAAGUAAUGUAAACGGUUCUUCGGGGGGGGGGGGGUUUCCAAACAGACCAUGGAUCAAUCAGUACCCCCUCCCUGCCUUCCUUGCAACAAUCUGAACAAAUGCCUUUUGGGGUGGGGGUGAGAAGGCAAAAGAUGCUUUGGCAGAUGGUACCAGCACAGGAAUGUGUGUGUAGAAUUCAUCCAUCUAAGAAAGUGGGGUGGAAGGUCGACAUGUGUCUAAAAAAUGGGAGAUUGGAACACUGUGCAUCUAAGAAAUCCAACAUUUGAACCUAAAGGCAAGUCACUGGAUCUAUUCUGAGCAGCGCUUGGUUGGCUAUCACCCUAAUUCUGUUGAAAUUUGUAAUAGGAAUAAAUUCCUGCGCUGCGACUUGUGGAUAUCCUUAUUCGUACAUCUUGCAAGUAUUAAUCAGACUAGCUAGAAUAGGGAUGGGGAACCCAACAACCCCCCUCCCCCCCAGUUUGUUGGACGCCAUGUUUCAUUGGCCUAGCCAACAUGGUCAGGAGUGAGGAAUUAUGGGAGCUCUAGUCCAAAGACCACCUGUUCCCCCACCUCAGUCUAGAAGACCCUGAUAAAAGUAUGUGCAUAUGCCUCUUUAAUAUUAGUAUUUGCAUUUUUGUUUUUGCUCGUAGGCCAUGUAGAAGGUUGCUGGAGCUCCAGCCCGUGAGGUGGGCCCUUCCUCUCUAAUCUUAGAUGUGUUGGGGUUGGUUGUACUCACUUUAUAGCUGCAGGGGGAGAACUUGGCACAUGCCCAGGAACAAGACAGACCUCUGGUACUGAAAAGGUGUUGUAGCACUGGGUCUGGGGAUAAAUUAAGCCAUGAAUGGUGUUUUUAUAAACAAAAAACAAAAAAAAACCCAAAGAAAAUGCUGAACUCAACUUGUAAUUUUGAAAGAGAGCAAAUUCUGCAUUACCAGAUGAUAUCACAGGAAACAUAUUUACUAGGCAGGUCUUUCCAGACCUGUGAGGACACCAGAUGAAAAACGUGAUUGGUUUGAGCAAGGGCAUAGGCACAUAUUUAGGAUUACAAUUUUUCAUUUUUUCAUUUUUAUUUCGAUGUAUCAGGCUUCCUUUCAUCAAGCAACUAUAGCAAGCAGUGCCACUAAUGGGAUUCCAGGAAACUGAAUGCAAGUUAAUGUAAAAUUACUCAGUUUGCUUGUUUACAACUGGAUUUAUUGUCAUGCCCACGGCUAAUUUUUGUUACAUUAAAUGAGAAAGAUACCAUGGCAUUGAUGGAAAUUCUAACGAUAGUCACUACCUCGGCUGGGAAGCCUCAAGUUGUUAGUAAGCCCAUCAGGAUUUAUAAACUGAAAUACAAUGUUUUCUUUUAAAAACGCAUGCACACAAUAGGCUAUAUGCCUCACUUUUACAAGUAGUGACUUUAAUUAAUGCAUUUAAAUAAUGCAUUUGGAAUAAUGUAUUGGAACUAUCUGUAUACUGAACAGCUGCCAUGAUGCAUUCCCUGAAGAAGUGGGAAAUUAAGUAUUGUGGGCACAUGUGUAUGUAGCUGAAAUGUCACACACACACACACAUACAUUGGCUUGAUAUAUUGAAAAAUGACUAAGAAUUUGCUGUUUUUUCAUGACACCUGAAUAGCCACCUCUGUCUGUCCGAUAGUAGGGCCAGGACUGUCACCUUACAGGCCCACUGCUGCAAAUAUAUGCACACACACACACACACACACACCACUGGUGGCACUGUGGUCUAAACCACUGAGCCUCCUGUGCUUGCCGAUCGGAAGGUCAGCAGUUCGAAUCCGUGCGACGGGGUGAGCUCCCGUUGCUCUGUCCCAGAUCCUGACAACCUAGCAGUUCAAAAGCAUACCAGCGCAAGUAGAUAAAUAGGUACUGCUGCGGCGGGAAGGUAAACGGCGUUUCCAUGAGCUCUGGUUUCCGUCACAGUGUUCCAUUGCACCAGAAGCGGUUUAGUCAUGCUGGCCACAUGACCUGGAAAGCGAGAAGAGCGCUGAAACCCCAUAGUCACUUUUGACUGGACUUAACCGUCCAGGGGUCUUUAAACAAUUUUUACACACACACACACACACACACACACACACACACACACAAUUUCAUAAUUUACUCCUUCCCUUUGUUCUGGUUUUCCCCCCCUCAAGUGGGUUUUUCCUGUCUUUUAUUCCAGUGAUGAGCUCUUUAGGACCUGGGAUCAUGCCUCUUUUAAAUUAAAUGUCUCUGGCCUCCCCUGAGCUGUUCGGAAAAGGCUUUCAAGAAGACUGCACCCACGGUAAGUGGCAUGCAAAGUGGAUCUGUCUCUUGGUGCCUUUUUAAGAUACAAAAAAACAAGACGCCAUUAGACAUCAAACUUCCCACUUAACAGAGAAGUCUCCUGACAACUCUGUUUCAGAUACCUGAUGAAUUAAAAGCUAUGUCUUUAAAAGCUGCACAAAUUCUUGGUAUCCUUGAGCGGUUCAGCAAGGUUGGUGCACCAGAGACUGAAAUAGAUGAUUACAGCCUUGAGGCCUUGCCACAAAUUGAAUAGAAAGUAUUGCAUUUUAUUGUAAUCUCUCUCUAGUCUUUCUUGGAUUUGAAGCCCGUUGACCUUUCUUCUGCACAUCUUUUUUAUUUUAUUUUUAAGAAUACUGAAAUAAUAUAAUUCACAAUUGCUGAGCUGAUAGAGUCUGGGCUGGCUUUGAUGGGCAUCAGGGUGAAGCUGCCUCCCUCGGGAGGGGGGCACUGUGAAUUAGGCAUAUAUGAAGGUAGAAGAGAGAGGUUUGGAAGAGUCUUACUCUUUUGUUGCAGAGUUAGCACAAUGACAAUCCCUCUGAGCACAUUUGCUUUGCAAAUCACUGAAGAUUUUACUCACAGUUUCAGAAGUUACCGCAAAUAAGUCUUCAUCCGUAGGCAGAAAAAUAAAGAGGGAAAGUGUUCCAAAAGAAAGAACUUGGUUUCCUUACAAAAGAAUCAUGCAAUCUUAAAAUGCAGGCAGCAAAAAUAUCUUUUAAGAGAGAUUUUUCAUUCAUGCAAUUUUCCUUGCAGCUGGCAGCUCCAGCUACUUUGAGGAAGGGCCGAGAGAGGGAGGGAAGGAGGAAGUAAAGGCUAGUCUAAGCCACCCAUGGCAACUUGAGCUCAGGGCUCAGGUUAACCCUUCCAUGCACACAAUUGUGAGUCAGUAACUGUAUGCUGCAACAGGAAUUUGUAUCUGAAUGCUACAGCAAACAUGUUGGACCUAGCAGGAUGUGUGUAGCUUUUGGCAUCAGCUUCAGGUGGAAAAAUGGUUGGGGCGGGCACUGGAAGGAGAAUGAGAAAUGCUGGAUUUUUCUUUUAAUGGCUAGCCCUAUUGAUGUGGUCAGAGAAUGGUGGCCAGAUAAUAGUUGUAUGGGGUGAACCAGUUCUAGGUGAGACCAGCAGGAAAAGGAAGCUAUGGAGUAUUUGACUAGUUUCCGUUUUGUAUAUAGCUUUGGAGCAGCACACUACUAAGUAAAGUUUAUUACUUUUAAUUCAGUCUCUGUGGACCAUUUGUAAUCUUGCAAAUACUACAUGGUGUGAAAAGACAAAAUGAAAAUAAGGCAGUGAAAAAUGGGCCAGCUGAAGCCUCUAAUAAAGCUGCUAUUUGAAGAAAAUGCUGCAGAGAACUGGAGAAUCUGGAAGCAAGGGUUUGAAUUUUGCAGCAUUGUAAGUAGAGCAGAUAGGGACGCAGGUGGCACUGUGGGUUAAACCACAGAGCCUAGGACUUGCUGGUCAGAAGGUCAGCAGUUCGAAUCCCCACAACGGGGUGAGCUCCCAUUGCUCGGUCCCUGCUCCUGCCAACCUAGCAGUUCGAAAGCAUGUCUAAGUGCAAGUAGAUAAAUAGGUACUGCUGUGGCGGGAAGGUAAACAGCGUUUCUGUGCGCUGUUCUGGUUCACCAGAAGUGGCUUGGUCAUGCUGGCCACAUGACCCAGAAGCUGUACCCCGGCUCCCUUGGCCAGUAAAUAAUAAUAAUAAUUUUUAUUUAUACCCCGCCCUCUCUAGCCAAGGCCGGGCUCAGGGCAGCUAACAAGCAAUAAUAAAAACAAGUUGAAUGAAUACAACUUAAAAACAAGAUUAAAAUACAACAUUAAAAUAUUGAAACAUUAAAUAAUUUAAAUGCAGCCUCAUCACAGGAGGAGAAAGGAAAAAGAAAGAGGGGGAGGGAAAAGUGAGUAAAAGCGAGAUGAGCGCCGCAACCCCAGAGUUGGUCAUGACUGGACCUAAUGGUCAGGGUUCCCUUUACCCUUUACCUUAAGUAGAGCAGAUAGGAAAAGAGAGACUCUAGUCAUUUCUGCAUGUGGCAGAUGAAGAAGCAAGAGAUGUAUGUAAUGAUUUCCAGUUUGGUGAUGAAGAAAAUAAGUAAAAAAAUCCAGUUUUUAUUAAUACACUUGAAGUAUGUUAGAAGAGUUACUUAUGAAAGGUACAAAUGCUUCAUCGGUAUUCAGAUCAGAUCAGCCAAGCAGUCAGUUCCCAAGACUAAUGUAUGAAUUCAUUAAACCAGGGCCUGUACUCACCUCUCACUGAACUGGCGAACCUGUGUCAGGGCAGUAUCACUACAGAAUGCAAAUACUACUCUCCAACAAAAAGAUUUCCUUGCACCUAGAAAGCUAGCAUGUUGGAGACAGAAUUGGGCUCAGUUCAAAAACUGCUGUUGUUAUCUUGUUCCCAAGCUGCCUCGGUUGACUCAAGGACUGCCUGCUCUUAUUGAGGGAUGUUGUGUUAGAAAAAAGAGUCAUUCUGGCUAAGCAAAGAGGAAAAAUUAGUGAAGUGUAAAAAGCUAAACAGCAUCUUAAAAAGCAGAGACAUCACCUUGCCAACAAAGGUCCGUAUAGUUAAAGCUAUGGUUUUCCCAGUAGUGAUGUAUGGAAGUGAGAGCUGGACCACAAAGAAGGCUAAUAGCCGAAGAAUUGAUGCUUUUGAAUUAUGGUGCUGGAGGAGACUCUUGAGAGUCCCAUGGACUGCAAGAAGAUCAAACCUAUCCAUUCUUAAGGAAAUCAGCCCUGAGCGUUCACUGGAAGGACAGAUCCUGAAGCUGAGACUCCAAUACUUUGGCCACGUCAUGAGAAGAGAAGACUCCCUGGAAAACACCCUGAUGUUGGGAAAGAAUGAGGGCACAAGGAGAAGGGGACGACAGAGGACGAGAUGUUUGGACAGUGUUCUCGAAGCUACCAGCAUGAGUUUGACCAAACUGCGGGAGGCAGUGGAAGACAGGAGUGCCUGGCGUGCUCUGGUCCAUGGGGUCACGAAGAGUCGGACAUGACUAAAUGACUAAACAACAACAACAAAAAGCUAAGUACCCCAGGCUAAUCCAUCUCUGAGCACCUUGUCUGAGACAGCAAUAGGGAACUCUUUUCACCACAGAGUAACAGAUGGAGUUUGUGGUUAGGGAGGUGGCAAAAGUCAAAGCUUCAAAGGUGAGGGUCAGCAGGAAAAAAAUAGUCCUGCUAACCACAAAUAGAAGACGGCAGGAUAUCAGAAAGGGCUUAGAGGCAACAGGAAGGGGAGGUGGAAACCCCUUCCCACAAAUGCCUAGUUUAGGUUGCUUAUCAAAGGUCAUGAUUAGCGUUGGCAACUGCGCAAAGGUGCUAUAAGCUGGGAGGAAACAAGGCAUCAAUGUGAAAUUAUAAAGGCUUAUGUGCAACCUGUAGGGAAGCAGGUGGCGCUGUGGGUUAAACCACAGAGCCUAGGACUUGCCGAUCAGAAGGUCGGCGGUUCGAAUCCCUGCAACGAGGUCAGCUCCCAUUGCUCAGUCUCUUCUCCUGCCAACCUAGCAGUUCAAAAGCACAUCAAAGUGCAAGUAGAUAAAGAGGUACCGCUCCGGCGGGAAGGUAAACGGUGUUUCUGUGCACUGCUCUGGUUCGCCAUAAGCGGCUUAGUCAUGCUGGCCACAUGACCCGGAAGCUGUACCCUGGCUCCCUUGGCCAAUAAAGCGAGAUGAGCGCUGCAACCCCAGAGUCGGUCACGACUGGACCUAAUGGUCAGGGGUCCCUUUACCUUUAUGUGUAACCUGUACAGGCAAUCCUCAUUUUGUGAGGGGGUUCCAUUCAUAUCGGCAAAGCGCAUGUAUGCCCAUUCUGCCCUGCCUCUGCCCUGCCCCUAUUCAUGAUGCCUUGCUAAUGUUUUGGGGCCACUGCUGAGUUUGGCUUCGUGCCUAAAUCGGUUGUUGCCUGUAAUGGGGUCUCUUGUCUGCACUACAAGGUGGACGAGGCACCAUUCUUGUACAAGAAAAAAAUCCUUUUUUGAUUUGCUACCUGUUGCCUGGUCAUUGGUUUUUUGCUAGACAUCGAAGCUCAAACUGGCAAACUUCCACAACACUUCUAAGGUUAGAACUGGGCCUUUUCCAUAGGCCUCUCCCCAGUUCCGUGCACCUUGCCAUCCCCCUCUCUUAAUUAUUUUUUUUUAAAUUAAGUUUUACAUAACAAUUCUAAAUUCAGACAGAUUGGAAUUUUUACAGUGGUACCUCGGGUUAAGUACUUAAUUCGUUCCGGAGGCCCGUUCUUAACCUGAAACUGUUCUUAAUCUGAAGCACCACUUUAGCUAAUGGGGCCUCCCGCUGCUGCUGCGCCGCUGGAGCACGAUUUCUGUUCUCAUCCUGAAGCAAAGUUCUUAACCUGAAGCACUAAUUCUGGGUUAGUGGAGUCUGUAACCUGAAGCGUCUGUAACCUGAAGCGUAUGUAACCCGAGGUACCACUGUAUUAUUAUUAUGAUUUUCUUUAUUUACAACAUAGUCCAUAACAAAUCAUACAUGCAAACAAAUCCACCACCAAUUUUAUUUUAUUUUAAAAUUCAGACAGAUUAUUCACCUCUUCAUUUAGGAUUCUCUGAAUCCCUUGAUUUCCCUCCACCCUUUCAUGGUUACCAUUAUCAAUCUUUUUCCCUAUCUGUUUAUCUUAUUUUCUCUAAUUUGUUAAAAGAAUAAUAUUUCAUUUUUCCAUAGUUUUUCGUACAUUACAAACAUUACUCAAAGUUUUUAGUUCAUUACAGCGUUCUCUUAAGUACAUGGUAAUUUUUUCCCAUUCCUUCUUAAAAUCCUUCUCUUCCUGGUUUCUGAUUUUCCCAGUCAGUUUUGCCAUUUUGGCAUGGCCCAUCAUUUUCACCAGCCAUUCCUCUCUGGUUGGAACUUAGUCUUUUUUCCAUCUCUGAGCCAGUGGUAUCCCCACUGCUGUCAUUGCGUACAUGAAUAGUCGUUUCUGCUCCCUCUGAAUCUCUGUACCUAAAAUGCCUAACAAAAAAAACCUCUGUUUCGCCCCAAAGGUUAUUCUAAACAUUUUUUUCAACUUAUUGUAAAUCAUUUCCCAGCAUGCUUUAGUUAUCUUGCAUGUCCACCACAUAUGGUAGAAUGUGCCUUCUUUCUCCUUACAUUUCCUGCAAACAUUGGAAGCAGUUCUAUACAUUUUUGCUAGUUUUACAGGUGUUCAAUACCACUGACAUAUCAUUUUCAUAUACCGUAUUUUUUGCACCAUAACACUCACUUUUUUCCUCCUAGAAAGUAAGGGGAAAUGUCUGUGUGUGUUAUGGAGGGAAUGCCUACGGGUGGCAUGCCUACGGAUUUUCCUCCUCUAAAAACUACGUGCGUGUUAUGGUCGGGUGUGUGUUAUAGAGCGAAAAAUACGGUAGUUUUCCUUCAAUGUACAGCACGCUGUAAAUUUUAAGUCCAUAAUUUCCCCCAAGAUGAAAAUUGAAUAUUGUGCCCAAUGUCUUGUAUCCAGUUUAUCAUUACUGAUUUAACUUCUUCGUCCUUAAUAUGCCACUCUAGAAACAAUUUAUACAUUUUAGAAAGUAACUUCACAUUAUUUUCCAAUAAUCCCUUUUCAAAUCAUGAAAUUUCUAUGCUAAAUCCAUUUUUUCUUAUCUAUUUUAAACAAACCAUUUACCUUGCACCUCUCUUUAUGUGUUCUAGCAACCAGGAGUUUUAUCCAGGCCUUUAAAAUUCCGAAUAUUAUGGUUUUAUUUUGAAGCUGCUUUAAAGUAGAUUCGGUUUUAUGCUCCUACUAAAAAGCUUUUGCAUGUUCUCAUUUUAUUAUUAAUUUUUAAAAUGUUUAUUUUUUAUUGUUAAAAUUAUAAAAGCCAUCUUGAAAUAAUGUUAUGGAUAAGGUGGGAUACAAAUAUGUUAAAUAUCACUAAAGUACUUUGGAUCCUUUUCUAAUUAUUGUUUUGUUUUAUUUUAAAAUGAAGGGUGUUGUAGGAUGUAUGGGGUUGUGGAACUUGGCUGUGCUUUGAUCCAAAAUCUGGGCACCAGUUGGUACCUAUUAAAUAAUGGAUAUUAUUCCACUCAUUACACUUUAUUCAUAGAGAAACAAUCCAAACCAUUUCACAGGAAAGAAUUUUUAGGCUAGUCAUACUGCCAGCUAUGAACAACAGUCCAAUUUACUCAGCUCCUUCUUUACUGCUUAUAAGAAACAGUAGAAAUGUUCAUUGUGCGUAUUCAAAUUAGUUUUUAGCUUUGCCAAAUCCAAAUUAUAAUGUAAAUGAUUGACCUAUUCAAAUAUUCAUAGUUGUCUAUUUGCACAUCAUUAUCAUUAGUUGCUGUCUUCCCUGAUUAAAUCUUAGCCUGAGCUUUGUACGUGAAUAUGAAUCCGUUUCAUGUGUAUUGUAUCAGUUUCUUUCACUCCAGAUGAUGUCUUCGUUAGACUGGAUGCAAAGCUGUGUCCUUAUUCAAAAUGGUAGCCUCUCUCGUGACUGUGGUUUCGUUGCAUCUGCAAAAUUCAAAGUAGGAGAAGGAUUUGAAUUAGGAACUACGAAUCAGGAAUAAGCCACAAGCUUAUGGUGAACAAGCGCUAUGCUGCUUUUUUUUUUUUUUUUGGCGACUGACUUGCAGGGGUUAAAUAAAACAGCUUCUCUAAGGUAGUAUUGUAUAUGGGUAGGCUGGGGGCCAUAACUCUGUUGGCAGAUAAUUGGAUACAACUCUGUGUCUAAGAUGGUGACUAAAAUACAAUCGGGUGAUAUAGUAUCACUAUAAUCUAAUUAAUUCAAUUGCACCCAAUUGCACUGCAUAAUUCUAUAUAUAUAGAUAAAGGUAGGAAUUGCUGAAGAGAGAGGUUUGGAAGAGUCUCUUUUGUAGCAGAGUUGGCACAAUGGCAAUCACUCUGAAUGCAUUAAAACUUGGUUAGAUUUAAAUAUUCCCUCAUCCACCUUUAUACAAACGUUCCCAACAAAAAUACCUAGGCUAGAAUAAAUCAAAGUCACUUUGCUUUGCAAAUCAGUGAAGAUUUUACUCACAGUUAACAUGCACAAUAUGACUUUUUUCACUGCCAUUUAUUUAGCAUAUUUGUUACCCAUAGUCUUGGAACAGAGAACCUCAGUCCCAAGGACCUAAUGUAGUUUCUCUGUCUCGCUCCUCAGACUCUUCCCCAACCCGAAUCCCACACUGACCUUGCUCUGCACCUUCCUCGAUGGCUCUUGCGUGGCUGUGAUGUGUUUUUGUACUGUGAUCAUGUCUCUUGCUUGCUUGGAUGUUAUUUGUUGGUAUCUGUCUGUCUUGAGAGACAAUGGAGUGCGCAUCCAGGGCUGAAGUCAAACUAGCAGCACUGAAGUGACCUGGAUGGAGAGAGCUGCAUUCAUGUGGGGAGUGGAGUGCAGUGAGCGAAGCUAGGAUGCAGCCUACUGUACAAGGGUGAGAGUCCCAUCUACAGCAUCGCACAUGUCACACCUAACCGCUCUAGAGAUCGGCAAAUCUCACAAUUGGGUUUCCCUCUGUUUCAAUUUAUUUUAAUAUUUAUGUUCUCUACUGUUUCUGAUGGUCUUCCUGACAGUCUGCAUUUCAGUGCAAAUUUCUCUUAACAUACACCAUUGUUUAUGCAAUUCCCCCAAUAUAGACAUUCUGCAAUGCAAUUUGCCCUAAUGCAAUGCAUUUCUUUAUGGUACUUUCACUAAUAUCUACAUUUAUUAAUAAUUUGAUUUACAUCCUAUGCCCUUUUAAAAUGUGUGUGUGUGUGUGUGUGUGUGUGUGUGUGUUUGGGAGGCUAUUCGGUUGUUUUUUUUAUUUUUAUUAGAUAUUUUUUGGGUUUAUAUCUUGAUUUUUAUUCUGUGAACCGCCCUGUGACCCCUGUGUUUAGGGCAGUAUAUAAAUAAUAAUAAUAAUAAUAAUAAUAAUAAUAAUAAUAAUAAUAAUUUGUGCACACACUCUAUCUAACUCUAUGCAUAUUUGUACACUUUCUUGGCUGCAGAAAUGCAUUGCAAAAUUCAGAGCAGUGUCUGAUGAUAGAUUGGGCAAGAGAUGUUGGACAUAACAUAAUGUCUGAAGACUGGGAAAGGUUGUGGAGGAAAGGGGUCAAGUUCACUGCAUGUAUGGUGUUAAAGGAAAAUGUUAUGAAAAUGAUGUAUAGAUAGUACUUAACCCCUGUAAAACUAGCAAAGAUCUACCACAAGAGUGCUAACCUAUGUUGGAAAUGUAAAGAAAAAGAAGGUACCUUUUACCAUAUGUGGUGGACGUGUCCCAAGAUGAAAGACUUCUGGGAAAAGAUUUAUAAUGAAUUGGAAAAAAAAUGUUGAAAUAUACAUUUUCUAAGAAACCAGAAGCCUUUCUACUUGGAAUAAUAGGUUUGGAAUUGCCCAAGAAAGAUGUUAGAUUGUUUCUGUAUGCCACAACUGCAGCUAGAAUUUUGUUGGCCCAAAAUUGGAAACUAUAUGUGAUGUUGUAGAAUACUAUGUUAAAAUUUAAAAUGAAAAGAAAGAAAGAUGCAAAGUAAAUUUUAUAUGAAAAUAGUUUUGGAAAACUGCUACAAUGAUUUAUAUGGAAACUCAGCUAGGGGGAUUCAAAGGAGUCACUCAAUAAUGUUAACAAAAGUGGAACUAUUAUAGUAAGGAUAAAUGUCUGUCUGUCUGUUUGUUUGUUUUUGAUGUUUUUUGUUUGUUAUAAAUUUGGAAAACCAAUAAUUUUUUUUUUGGGGGGGGGAGAUAAUAAUUCAGAGCAGUGUGAAUUUUGAAGGGAAACCAUUUUUUGUUUUGUUCUGGAAAGUGUGGAGCAAGUACCUGACAGAUUAGCGCUUAAGAGUCAAACCAUCUUAAAGAUACAGUAGCAUAUAUCAGCAUGGGAUGGGUGCACAGAGGGGCUGCAGAACAGGAGAGAGAAGGAGGCAUGGAAAUGUGGGUGGUGGUCUGUGUGCAAGGGCCAGUUUAAAAAAGGUGGAAGGGGGAGGCAGGGUGAAGGUGACAAUGGUGUUUGUGAACAUAGGGGGCUGCACAAUAGGAAAGAGGGCAAGGCAUGUAAAAUGGGGUGAUCUGUGUGCAAGGGAGAGUUGAGAAAAGUAAGGAGGUAGAUGGAACAGAAAAGGCGUGCAAAGGAAUAUAUGCUGCCACUGCUGUUUGGAUGUUAUUAGCCCAGAAAUGGAAAGAAGGCAAAGUCCCUACUAGAGAAGAGUAGCUGAUUAAGUUGAUGGACUGUGUCGAAUUGGAAAAAAUGACCGGAAGAAUCAGAAACCAAGAAGACAAAAUUUUUAAUAAGGAAUGGGGGAAAUAUAUAAUUUACCUUUAAAAUCAUUGUAAACAUUUAUUAGUAGGAAUAACGCUUGUAUCCUAAUGUUGAAUUAGGGGUAUAAUGGAGAUUUAAAAGAUUUGAAUUUAUUUAUUUUUACAAUAAUUUUUAUUCAUCUUCAAUUACAAUAAUCCAAUGGUAGCCUCAUUAUAACAAUGCCAAAUUACAAUACAAUUACUAAUCUCAGUCAUUCAGAUGCCAAAUGAUAUAGUUUAGGUGGUCUCCCGUGUGUUAGAAUUGAUGGUUUGAUGCUUUACUUUGUUUCUGCGUUCCAAUAUCUUAUCCCUCUCAAUUGCAUUCCAUUCUAAAUAACCAUCCCUUAUAUAAAAAUUGCAAUAUUAACGACAUCCAUUGAUCUUGACACAUUAAAUGAUUGAUAAACCCAUAGGUGAAGCAUUCAAAUUAUAUCCUUAUUCCUUCUCUGUGUGACAACUAUUCUGUCCGUGGUGUUCCUUUCUGUCCUUGUAAAAUAUUAUAUCUAUCCUUUCCCAACUGAUGCUUCCAUCAUGCCUUGGGCAGAGCUAAUAUCCCAUUGUUGUUUCAAAAGUUCUCCAUUGCACUGUCAUGUGGUUCAUUAUUUUAAGAUUUUGAUUAAUAGAGAAGAUGCAGGAGGAAAACGUCAAUAUAAGGACCCACAAAGCACAACCAAACUUUUGUGUUUGAUCCCUGUUUGGAAGAAUGGCAGAUGAAGGUGAUUGACUACAUGGAAUUGGCAGAAAUGACUGGCAGAAUCCGAGACCAGGGAGAAGAGUCGGUGAAAGAAGACUGGAAGAAAUUUAAAGACUAUUUACAGAAAUAUUGUAAAAUUAAGGAAUCUUAGAAGGAUGUUGGAUAGAAACUAAGUGGUUUCCAGCUGUAAUGCUUUAAGAGACACGAAAAACGGUUUACAAAUGGGUAAAAGCUUAAUGGUAAGGAUUUGCUGAACUAACAAACUGAACUGGAAUACAAAAAAGGGAGGUACGAGGAGGUCCGGGGAAAUAAGUGUAAGGAAGAUAUGCUAUGGAAAACUAACGUGUUUUUAACUGUUUUUAUUUUGUAUGUUUCUCUUUAUUUUUCAUUUUUUUUUUGUUAUAUCUUAAAAACUGUAUUCUUUUUUCUGUAUUUUGUAUUUUCUUGUAUUUUUAUUUUUUGUUUUUGUAUUCUUUGAAACUUUAAUAAAUAUCAUUUAAAAAAAAAUGAUCCCUGUUUGUGUAAAUAUUUAUUUAAGCAUUCCCAUUAUUUCUGUACCAUAGUUUUAGAUUUAUGCCUUAUUGGCAAGAAUGGCAAGCAAAAUUUAUGGAGUAGGCUGAAAUGGCAAAACGUACCGGGAAACUCAGAGACAAGGACAAUAGAGACUUUAAAAAAGACUGGGAACCAUUUAUGAUGUAUUUACAGAAAUAUUGUAAAGAAGUGGACUCACUAGCAGGGUUUGAGUAAACACAAUUAAGAAAACAAGGGUCAAAGUCAAGGAGCAAUAACUGGGAGAAUAACAAAGUGUAAGAUGUAAUUUGAAAAGAUAGAGUAUAAAAAUGAUAUGAAUAUAAGAAUAUUUAGUUCAAAGGUUUCAAAAUUAAAGUAAAAUGAAAUAAGCAGGAGAAGCAAAUGUUUAAAGAACCAGAAGAGGAGGUUGAGGGAAGUCAGAGGAGGGAGAUUUAGAUUUGCAUAUUUUUCUUGUGUGGCGAUGAUGAUUGUGUUGAAUGUAAAAUUGUAAAAUUUAAUAAAAUCUAUUAAAAAAAGGAAAAAAAAUGGUUAAUUUGGGGUGAAUGGCAAGGGGGGUUGUGAGUGGAGCAAGCAGAUGUGCAGCCCCUAGUCAACAUAUGCUUUUCACUGAGUUUAUGUGAUGCUUAUUUAUCCGGGUUUCAGAAAAGAGCCACAGAACUGGAAAUCAACUUUGCUUCUGCUAAAAGGCUGCGCUGCAAUUCAGCCAUAUCUGCCGCAAAUCUCUGGCUGCAGCAUAAUCCGUAUCUUUGCCUGUUGAUCCUUCAGAAUAAGAUAAUAAGAAUGGGAAGCCACUGAGACAGAUCAGAGACUGUAUGAUUAAUAGGAAACAAAACCUAGGAGCUUCUUUCAUUUACAGUCCUGGAAACACAUCCUUGUUUUAAACAAGCAAGCCCACGGUCUAAUUGGAUUGAUGACUUCUGGCAUUUGCAUAUAUGUGUGUACAUGCUGCAGGAGCUGUCGUAGUUUUGCUAAUUGCAGACAGAAAAAGGAGAGCCCUAAGUUAGGAAGAGGAGGGAAGACCAAUUAGUCCUCCAAAAUUAUUGGCUUCAAAGGAAUUAAGAGAAGAAAGCCAUUCCAAAGCAAUCUAAUAGGCUUGCCUAGUUUUUGCUUUGGCUCUUAUAUUCCAAGUUACUCCUACACAUUAAAGUAUUUAUCACGGCACUAGAAUGCUGCAUUAGGAAGGAUGAAGAACAUCAUAACACGAAAUCCCUUGCUCAGAGCUAAAUUAAGUUUAAAAACGGGAAUGAGGAGCUGGCUUUCCUUCAUCAAACCUGAAGGCAAAGAUCUCUUCAGCAACAGAAUCUAAAGCUGUAAGUUUAGUCCUGAGAAACAAGGUAUCUGAAACAUGAUCCAAUGUUAUAUAAGAUCAUAUUGUACUAACUACACCAUAUUAGCAGAACUUGAGUGAUACUUGUAAACACAACAAAUACCGUUUGUGGAGUAGACGGGAACAAUAUUAAAGAAUAUAAAACCGUGCGAAAAAAACAGUGACAGUAUAAACAGUACAAUGAGAAUGAUUGGAAGACUUGUUUUGUCAGAAGUCUUUUUUAUUUAAGUGUUUAAGUAUUAAUUAGGAAGAUUAAUGUUUUUUUAUGCACGUAAAUCUGCUUUUUCUUCUUUCUUCUUUCUGUAUUUUCUUCCUUUCUUUUUUCUUAAUUGUUUUUUCUUUAAUUUUCUUUUUGUAGUAUGAGAUUGUAAAUUCUUUGUAUAUGUGUGUAAUUUAAAUUAAUAAGGAUUAUUUAAAAGAAAGAAAGAAAGAAAGAAAGAUGAUCCAAUGAGGUAGAGAGGAUGAAUUCAUUUUCAGAUUUUCCUGUUCUUGCUGGGGUUAUACUCCUUCUGAAGGAGCAGGUACGUAGCUUGCGGGUUCUUCUGGGUCCAUUGCCAUCACCUGAAGUUCAGGGGCCACAACGGUGCAGAGUGUUCAUUUAGACUUACUUUUUGUGCCACGUUUCUAAGCACAGGUCUGGGCUUCUAAGCUCCAUGUCUGAGCAGCUCUUUUUCCCCAUCCUGGCGCUUUCCCUGGGAAAACUCGCAAACGGCAACCAGAGCUUCAAAAUGUGGGUGCGCACCUGGAAAGUGCAGAACAAAAGGUAGUCUAGAUGAGCCCUGAAGUAAGGGACCAGCGUAGGAAACUCAGAAAAUAUGGGACCCAGCAGUCCUUCCCAAAGAGUAGAAAGUACCAAAACUAUGACUACGUUUUGCCAACACAGCUACAAAUUAACAAAAUUAACACUUAAAUUUCAUUGCUAAGCCAUCUUUAAAAUACUGUGCAAUUCAAUAAAACAACUAACGUAAUUUCUAUUUACUUAUUCUAUCACCUCUUUAGUUCCUGCUCAGCCACUUGAUUCUGUUGAUUGUUUACAAUGAUCAUUAGCCUGUAUCUAUAAAUGUGCAGCACUUUGAACAUCUCUUAGGAAGCAGGGACUCCUUAUUCUUUGCCAUUAUACAUUUUUAAAAGUGCUAUAUAAAUGCUAAGAACUAUUGGUUGAAUGAACUGAGGCCUUGAGUUUAACUUGCCUGCUUGGCAUUCUCUUUAUAACAUCAUGAUAAGCAGUAGAUAAGGAGAGAGAUCUUUACAAUCUGUCUGGAUUUGGUUGAUGUAAAAAAUAUCUUUGUCAGGCUCUGCUCUUCAAUGACCCUGCAUAGUAUUGCAAAUCAGAGCUGUGGAACAUGAAUAGAUUUGUUGGAAUGAGUUUCUUUAACAAAGGCACAUGGUUACAUAAAUGGCAAAAUAAGCCCUGCAGGAACGCAUAACGAAUCUUUAGUUUUCUUUCCUGUGGAUGCUUGCUAACGUUCUUGGAAGCAGCCACAGAUGCAAAAGCAUUUGGAAGAGAGAAAAUGAAAGGACGAGAAGGAGCUUUCAUAAAGGAAAUGUUUGAGAUGGUUGCUUAAAAUUUCCAGGGGAGAGCGAGACUUUGUAGGCAUCAUAUUCAGGUUGGUUCAUGCAUGCUGGGAAUUGGGCAGGGGUGAGGAAUCUGUACCCCUGUGGGUUUUGUUGGGCUCUACCUUCCAUCAGGUCUGCAAUAAUUCAUGCUGUUGUCUUUUAAUAAUAAUAAUAAUAAUAAUAAUAAUAAUAAUAAUAAUAAUAAUAAUAAUAAUUUAUUUAUUUGUUUGUUUGUUUGUUUAUUAUGCCCCACUCAUCUGUCUGGGUUUCCCCAGCCACUCUGGGCGGCUUCCAACACAAUAUUAAAAUACAGUAAUGCAUCAAACAUUAAAAGCUUCCCUAAACAGGGCUGCCUUCAGAUGUCGUCUAAAAGUCUGGUGGUUGUUGUUCUCUUUGACAUCUGGUGGGAGGGCGUUCCACAGGGCAGGUGCCACUACCGAGAAGGCCCUCUGCCUGGUUCCCUGUAACCUCGCUUCUCGCAGGGAGGGAACUGCCAGAAGGCCCUCAGCACUGGACCUCAGUGUCCGGGCUGAAUGAUGGGGGUGGAGAUGCUCCUUCAGAUAUACUGGACCGAGGCCAUUUAGGGCUUUAAAGAUCAGCACCAACACUUUGAAUUGUGCUCUGAAAUGUACUGGGAGCCAAUGUAGAUUUUUCAAGACCGGUGUUAUGUGGUUUCGGCAGCCACUCCCAGUCACCAGUCUAGCUGCCGCAUUCUGGAUUAAUUGCAGUUUCCAGGUUACCUUCAAAGGUAGCCCCACAUAGAGCGCAUUGCAGUAGUCCAAGUGGGUGAUAACCAGAGCAUGCACCACUCUGGCAAGACAGUCCAUGGGCAGAUAGGGUCUUUGCUCCAGCUGGCUGCUAGAAAACUUAAAACAGCAAAUCAGUUCCUCCCUUUCUGUAUUUUACACUUGAAAACUUUGUUAUCUGAAUCCUGAAAGUCACACCAUUGUUCACUUUGAAAGCUUUUUUUAUAAUUUCUGUUACUUUGACCCAUCCUCAUUGUGAGAUACACAUAACUAUAAUUGAAGCAAGACCACCUCCAUCUUUGUUAUAACUGAAGCAAGAUUAAUGUCAUCUUCUAUGGAAUGUUGGGAUUAAGUUCACUGCAUGUAGGGCUUUGAAAGAAAAUAUAACGAAAAUGAUGUACAGAUGGUACUUAACCCCAACUAAAUGAGCUAAAAUGUAUAGAAUGAAAAAUAGAAAAUGUUGGAAAUGUAAUAAAAAAGAAGGAGAUUUUUACUAUAUGUGGUGGACCUGUGAUAAAGUUAAAGCAUUUUGGGAGAAUAUAUAUCAUGAGUUAAAGAAAAUGUUACAAUAUACUUUCCCUAAGAAACCCGAAGCAUUCAUGUUGGGAAUGGUAGGAGAUGAAAUACCUAGAUCUGAUCAGAAACUAUUUAUGUAUGCCAUUACGACAGAAGGACGUUAAUUGCCCCAAAAUGGAAACAACAAGAAAUACCGACAAUACAACAUUGGCAGACGAAGAUGAUGGACUCUGUGGAACUGGCAAAGCUGAUGGGGAAAAUCCGACACCAGAGUGUGACCAAGUGUUCCAGAGAGAUUGGA
Molecule: messenger RNA, 25007 nt
Organism: Podarcis lilfordi (Lilford's wall lizard)
Lineage: Eukaryota; Metazoa; Chordata; Lepidosauria; Squamata; Lacertidae
Source: the annotation of a GenBank genome assembly